GCGGGAGGAAAGGAAGAGGCAGGUUUGAGAGCGCCUGCAACAAGCCACUCCUCUCUUGGAACAUAAACUCCUUCCUUAUUUCAUCACUUCCAUAUCAGCAUCAGCAUGGCUUUUGCAGGGAAAUACGAGCUUGAGAGUCAAGAAAACUAUGAGGAGUUUCUAGAAGCAAUUGGGCUUCUCAAGGCAAAGACAGACCACAAAGUGGUAACAGAGGUGGUUCAGGAUGGGAACGACUUCACCUGGACACAAAGCAUCCCUAACUGGACCUGGUCUAAUAAAUUCACCGUGGGUCAGGAGUGUGAGCUGGUGACGAUGACAGGCUCUAACUUCAAGGCCCCUGUUACAAUGGAGGGCGGCAAAAUUUCAAUCCAGUUCCCUCAGUACAACCUCACUGCGGAGAUCGUCGACGAUAAGCUAGUUAUGAUCUGCACAACACCGGGAGAGAAGGGUGUGACCUUUACCAGAAUCAACAAGAGGAUCUAAUGCUACAAGACUCAACACGCUUCAGUGCAUAAGGGGCUGCGGGAAGGCUUGAUCCAGUUACUGAAAGAAAAAAAGAGGAAUAAUGUGACCAUCUGUGCUGAGGAGGAAGUGAAACAUCUCAUUGAAGUUGUGAAACUAAAUUAUACUGUAUUUCUGAAUAAGUGGGUUUGCACCAUGUUCAGUGUGAUCCAGUAUAAAUCACUUAGAUAUAACAUUUUGCUUUACUGUUGACACGACUGUUGAAUUUAUGAUUGUUAUAAAGCGGCCAAAUGUAUUUUAACGGCUGAUUUCUGCUCAACAAAUGAGAGGAUCUUCUAAGGGUUUUAUGUGUUUUAUGUGUCUUGUGAACUUGAAAUAAGUAGAAAAUACAUGUUUCCUUCAAUUAAGUCAGUUUAGCAGAAGUUUAUAAAGUGUAGAAAUGUGCAAGAAAUUCCCCCACACUAUUCAGAAUAAACAAUAUGAUUUAUAUUUUGUUAGUAUUAUUAGUUGGUGUGGGACGAUAUAUCGUUAUAUAUAAAAAUAAUAAUCUGAAAAGACGGCAGAAAAAAAAAACGGAAGUGUAAUUUGAGGAUGUUUCUGUUGGUCUGUAACCUGGUUCAAACCUGUGGCUGCUUGCAGAACUUAUUAUAAUUACUUGAAAUAUUUCCUCAUUCUGUAAUGGUUGACUCAUGAAAAAGGCCAAUUGGCUGCCUGUGCGCCGCAGUCACUUCACUGGCUGGUUCAAGCUGUAAAUCAGUCAGGCUGUCCAGUUGAAAAAGAAAAUAAAUGUCUACAAAGACA
Molecule: messenger RNA, 1263 nt
Organism: Mugil cephalus (flathead mullet)
Lineage: Eukaryota; Metazoa; Chordata; Actinopteri; Mugiliformes; Mugilidae
Product: gastrotropin-like
Exons: 4
Coding region: 106-483 (125 amino acids)
Biological process (GO): fatty acid transport
Cellular component (GO): cytosol; nucleus
Molecular function (GO): fatty acid binding
Source: RefSeq, a predicted model, not a curated record